AUGUCCACAACUACAAUCGUGCCGUCCGAAGUGGAAGAAGUGGAGAAGGAUUUGAAGAAUUCCAGCGAGCGAUUCAGGCGAUCAUCGAAACAAAUCGCCUCGGCAACAACCGACACCGAAUCUGGCCCCGCCCUCUCGGUCCCACAAAAAGGGGCUCGAAAAAAGCUCACUUUUCAGAAUAUCAAGGCAGUCGCGGUAAAGAAAAAAGGGGUCCGACAGGAGAUUCUGAAAAAAGUGUCUGGAAUCGCGCGGCCAGGAGAGCUCACUUUCAUCAUGGGAUCGUCUGGUGCUGGAAAAACGACACUGUUGAAUAUCCUAACUGGGCGCAAUUUGAAAAACAUGGAAACCGAGGGAGAGGUCAUUGUUAAUAAUCGUAACAUGACACCAAACGAGAUGAAGAAAUUGAGUGCCUAUGUACAACAAGAUGACGUUUUUAUUGGAAUGCUAACAGUCCGGGAGACCCUGUUGUUUGCCGCCAAAUUGAGGUCCCCAUUCAAAUUGGAUACUGUAGAAUUGAAUUCCAUAGUUGACGAUUUGCUGGAAAUGAUGAGUCUGAAAAAGUGUGAAAACACGAAAGUCGGAUCGAUGACAGAGAAAAGUCUGUCGAGAGGAGAGCGCAAGAGGCUGGCGUUCGCUUGUGAGAUUCUCACGGACCCUCCAAUUCUGUUCUGUGACGAGCCAACGUCUGGUCUCGACUCAUUUAUGUCGCAUCAAGUGAUCAAAGCACUCCGCCAGCUGGCUUUGGAGGGUAAAACCGUAGUCUGUACGAUUCAUCAACCAUCCACAUCGGUUUAUCACAUGGCUGAUCAAUUGAUUCUCUUGUCUCAAGGUUAUGUGGCUUACGCCGGGUCCGCUAAGGCGGUGGACGCGUUUUUUGGAAGAUGCGGCUAUCCGAUUCCAAAGUUCGUCAGUUCCCCGGACCAUUUCAUGCGUGUCAUAUCCCAUAAAUCAUUCGAAUCUGAAGAUGAAUACAAUCGUCGAAUCGAUAAGAUUGUUCUGGAACAUGAAACUAUGCAAAAGGAGAAAUCAGUUCAAUCGUCAACCCAUUCUUCGCGUCGAGAACAGCUUGUGGACCCAAAUGACACUUUCCCAAGGACCUGGUGGUGUCAAUUCGCCUACGUUUUGCAUAGAUCUGCUAUUCAAUUGUAUCGAGAAAGAGCUGUACUUGUGGUUAAGCUUAUUCAGUUUUUGCAGACCCUAAUCAUGAGUCUGAUGAUUGGUGCCACCUAUUUCCAAAUGGAAAUCAAAAAGGAGUACUUGACAAGUUUCAAAGGAUUCGCAUUCGUUUCUGUUCAAAUGAUGCACAUGUUGUUCAUGAUGCCAGCAAUGACCGUAUUCUGGAAGGACUAUCCGGUGGUGGUCCGCGAGUUUCAGGCGAAUAUGUACUCGCCGAGUGCCUAUUAUUUGGCUAAAACGACCGCAGAUAGCGUCCAGUAUCUGGUGUUCCCAGUGAUUUUCAGUGGAAUUCUACUCGCAAUGACUAGUCUACCAUUUCGAGCCUAUUCGGUGACCCACUACUUGGCUAUUAACAUUUUAUUGAGUCUAAAUGCCUGUUCGAUUGCUCAAUCCUUCGCAGCGAUGUGUGGACACUUGGCAACAGGAAUGACCGUACUCCCGAUCGUCUGUGUCCCUUUAAUGGUCUUCGGAGGGUUCAUGAUUCAUUAUGAGAGCAUCCCCUCGUAUUUCGCCCCUCUCUCAUGGAUCUCAUGGUACAAGUAUGGAUUCGAAGCGAUUACUGUAGUUUAUUUUGACUCAAUUGAUGAAAUUCCGGGAUGCCAGAAGCUGAACAAUACUACAGUAUCCUUUUCGACAGCCGAGGGCAAUUGUACCACUGGUGCCGAGUUUAUUAAGCAGCAAUCGUUUAAGACCUCCAACUUAUGGCUCGACUACACGGUUAUUGUAGCUGCUCUUUUGUUCUGGAAGAUUCUUGGGAUUCUAUCGUUUAGCUGGAGAAUUAGAAGAGCUUAG
Molecule: messenger RNA, 1968 nt
Organism: Caenorhabditis briggsae
Lineage: Eukaryota; Metazoa; Nematoda; Chromadorea; Rhabditida; Rhabditidae
Gene: Cbr-wht-5
Product: Protein CBR-WHT-5
Exons: 9
Coding region: 1-1968 (655 amino acids)
Cellular component (GO): plasma membrane
Molecular function (GO): ABC-type transporter activity; ATP hydrolysis activity; ATP binding
Source: RefSeq, a predicted model, not a curated record